This is a messenger RNA of Penicillium hordei, 1077 nucleotides long. RefSeq names its product lipase/thioesterase family protein. Gene Ontology annotation, molecular function: hydrolase activity. The record is from RefSeq and is a predicted model, not a curated record. The coding region runs from base 1 to 1077 and encodes 358 amino acids. NCBI's taxonomy places the organism in Eukaryota, Fungi, Ascomycota, Eurotiomycetes, Eurotiales, Aspergillaceae. The transcript is spliced from 2 exons.
AUGUCUUUCAAAGUAUCCAAAAUAAAGCUCUCCUUAAAGGAGAAACUGGACUUCUUCCCGGCCGUGGCCUCCAUCGUGAUCGCCUACAUCUAUGCUCUCCUGACUGGCCUUCGGCGCACCGAACGCCAAGCCAAGUCUUUGUCCCUACACUUAGGUUAUGCGGUGUUCCGCAAGGCGACCUCGCGGUUGACCGCGAGUCAGAUGCAAUAUAUCCUACCGCCAUCUCAUCAGAUCUACGAACAACACUCCAAAAAGACCGGCAGGCUGCCCGAGUCGGUGGAAUUGGGCGAUGGAGCAUUGGGCCACUGGGUGGGCGAUCGAAAUGCCGACAAUGUCGUAGUCUGGUUUCACGGAGGUGGUUUCGGACUGCCCGCCAACAUGGGCUAUUUCAAAUUCUACGCGCAACUCCUAGGCGACCUCAGAGCCUCAGGCAAAAGCGUGGCAAUCUUCAGUCUGACCUACACGUUGGCGCCAAUCGCAGUCUACCCGACUCAACUCCGACAAGCCGUGAAUUGUCUGCGAUACAUCCUCUCGCAGCCAAACCGCGACCCGUCCACCAUUUUCCUGGGCGGAGACUCGGCAGGCGGCAACCUGGUUGGUGGAGUUCUCUCUCACCUGGCCCACCCACACGCAGAGAUCAACCCCUUGCCAUUGAACAGCAACCUUGGCGGUGCAGUGAUGAUCGCUCCGUGGACACUUCUCGAGAAAGAAUUCCCAGGUAUGGAGAUCUACCACGGCGGUGAUAUCAUUACCCAGGAAGUUGCAGGACCAUGGGCGACAGCCUAUAUUGGAGACGGCAAGCGGGACUAUUACACUGAUUUAUCGACCGCGCCGGCGGAUUGGUUUACGACAUUCCCGGUGAAUUCGGUGUUGAUUACUGCGGGCGGGAAUGAGAUUAUGUUGCCUCUGAUUCAAGACUUGGCGGCGAAGUUUAAGCAGGGCUUUGAGAAUGUGGAGUUGUUUGUCGGGAAUCGUGAGUGUCAUGUUGCGCCGAUAUAUCAUUUGGAGUUGGGGGAUGUUACGAAGACCGAGCAGGGGAAGAAGGUUGAGGCGGUUUUGGCCGAGUUGAUGGUUUGA